AUGGAACCUGCCUCGCUCUUGAACAUACCAACUGAGAUCCAAACGAAGAUCUUUUUAUAUCUUGUGACGCCAUUUGGUCCAACUAGCAACAUACAAGCAGUCCUAAGAACCUGCCGACAGCUCUAUGAGGUGGCACUUCCGGUGUCUGUCAGCGUUUUCCGGAAUACACCAUCAUAUCCCAAGGAUCAAGGCCCGUGUUCUCGCGCUCGCAACAUCAAGUUCUUGCGUCUCAUUCUUAUCAAUAAGCCCUGGCUGGCUAAGCAUGUCGGCACCGUCAUUUUUGGCAGAUUUUCAACCCUUGAGGGACAAACGAAAUACCCCGAAAAUUGGGUAAACGACCCGUGUCCAGUCUCUGAUUAUGAGCUUGGCAUCUUCCAACACCACAUUGAGUACAUCCUGGGCCAGUUACCUACUACUCUUGAAUGGUCUCAUCAGUGGACAUAUGACCUUCAGGUUGGUAGUUCUGAUGCGCAAGUGGUCUUGAUUUUGCUAGUCUGCCCGAAUAUCCGAACGCUACUCUAUGAAAUGCCUAGAAUGUCCUAUCACCUCGGUCGUUUAUUUAAUUUCACACGGAUUAUGGCCAAUUCCUCGUACUACUUUGGAUCUGAGUGGAUUAAUAAAGAAUACUCGGAGAUGACUGUUCCGCUCCGAAAUCUUCAAGAUGUCUACCAUGAGAUAUUAGAUGAAGAGGUAUAUCAACCUUUCUCUAAUGAAACCUCGUGUCUAUUUGGUUUUCCUAAACUUCGUUUUUAUGAAUGCAUCGGCAGUCAAGCAACUUAUCAUGCAGCUGAGGGAUUUAUGGAGAUGGAACCGAGAUCUUCCUCAGUCGAAGAGAUAGUUUUGCAUUGGUCUUGGUCUACAGCGAAGUUUCUUCAGAAUAUGCUAGGGGCUUGUAGAGCGCUCAAAAAGCUCGAAUUCUCUCAUCGCUCGACAAGUUCAUCAGCCAAUAUGAUGAUGCCUCGAGACAUUCUUGAUGCAAUCUCACCCCAUGCAAAUACAUUUGAGCACCUCUACCUGAAUUUAGAGGACAAUCUUGAUAAGAAAUGGGAUUGGACUAGUCAGCCAGAGAGGUUAUACAUGGGGACCGGGCUGCGUCAUAUGCAUGCUUUGAAAAGGCUUACAAUUGGAAUGCAAGAACUUACCGGGAUGCUUGCAUCUAAGCCUUGGAACAGCGAUCAGAUCGAAGCCACCCACCAAGUCCCGCUCAGGGUUGAAGGAGCCCCUAGAAUUGUUGAUUGUUUACCUGAUAAUCUGGAGUAUCUGAUGAUACAUUCAUGUGGUGGGAAGCCAAUCAUCGACCAGAUUCAGGAGUUGGUUCAUGCCAUCGCACAAGGCCAUCGGCUUAAUAACCUGCGCUAUCUAGGAAUGAUCUUCCACGACUGGAGAUCUGAUUUCGAUGAGGUCACCGAUUACUUGGAAGAAUUCCCGGACUUUGAGAAAGACAUGCAAAUCAUCGAAAUUCAAAAGGGUGUACGGGUGGAUAUUGGUAAGCAGAGCAUCACUGGAUACCACCAUGACUUGUUAUCAACCUUCCGAGAGUCCUCCGAUCGGCCAAGUAAUAUCAUGUCUCGAAUUUAUGCUCCAAACUACCGGGACCUUUACCUGGAACGAAGGAUGAAUCCUCGAUACAUGGAUGGCGAAUACGGGUAUGAGGGUGUUCUUAAUCCAUUCGAACAGUAG
Messenger RNA from Clonostachys byssicola, 1680 nucleotides. The record is from the annotation of a GenBank genome assembly. NCBI's taxonomy places the organism in Eukaryota, Fungi, Ascomycota, Sordariomycetes, Hypocreales, Bionectriaceae.